AAUGUCAUAUCGGUAACAUACAAAAUACAAGUAAAGUAGUUGAUCCUGCCUGAUUAAAAAUUGAAGUUAAUUUGUUUUUACAAGAGAACAAUAAAGGUUUUAUUGAAUUAUAGCUUAAAUAUAAAUACCGGCAAUGGCGCGCAAUAUGUCCCAAUCUUCAUCAGCGCUCAUUGAGGUUAAAAUUGAACCAGUUGAGAUCGAAAUAGAAUUCGACCCAGUAGAUACUCUGCCGAUCCUCGGUGGAGUCUCGCCUGUGGUGCAUCAUGAGCGGGUGGAGGUAAAAACUGAACCAGAACCAGUAGACACAGGUUUAACUGUGUUCAAAGUAGAACCACAGUCAGAUGAAGAUGACGUUGAAAUAAAACGCGAGAUAUCACAUGUGCCAUCACCGCUGCCAGAAGUUGCACCAUUUAACAACUUUAAUGUGAAAUUUGAGAUUGGAGAAGACGGUUCUAAACGCCAGGGACUCGGUACAGAGACGGCCGUGACACAGUGGGACGGCGUUAGAAACGAAGAUGCCUCAGCCCAACCGUCGGAAGCUGCCAUAGUCACACAAGCUGCCGUGACGACCAGCAGCAAGCGGCCCGAGCCCACUCGGACUGCGCAGGGCCUCCACCAGUGCGACGUGUGUCAGCGACGGUUUAAGCAAAUUGGACACUUCAAUGUUCAUUAUAGAACUCAUACAGAGGAAAAACCUCAUCAGUGCAAAGUAUGUCAAAAAGCCUUUAGAAUAAAAAGUGAUUUAUCUAUGCACAUGAGAAGCCACUCCGCCGAGAAACCUUUUCAGUGUGAGCAGUGUCACCUGGCAUUUAGAGUCAGAAGCCAUCUGGCUAUCCACAUGAGAACACACACCGGGGAAAAACCUUUUCAAUGUCACUUGUGUCAAAAGACAUUUAGUCGAAAAGACAAUUUAUCAACUCACAAAAGAACUCACACUGGUGAAAAGCCAUUUCAAUGUCAAAUUUGUCAAUACCGGUGUAACCAGAAAGCAGCUUUACUAAAUCACAUGAGAACUCACACUGGCGAGAAACCCUUUCAAUGUAAAGUAUGUGAAAAGGCGUUUAGGGAAAGGGCACAUUUGAUAAGUCACAUGAGAACUCACACGGGUGAGAAACCUUUUCAAUGCGAUGUGUGUCGGAGGGCGUUUAGAGAGAGAACACAUUUGAUAAGUCACUUUAAAACUCAUACUGGCGGCGGUUGCAUUGUUCUAAACAAAACGUUUUGAACAAUCAUUGGUCAACAAAAUAGGAUUUUUUAUUGAUAUUUUUUCAUAUCUUAAUGCAUGAGAUAUUAUUUAUAUACUUUAAAUUCAUGUCAUUAAAGGAACUUUCAAUGGAAAAUGUAUUUGAAACAUCAAAGUGGUCAACCUAGUCAGGUGAUGCAGAGAUAAUGUUUUUAUAUUUUGUACUUUUAUACAUGUUAUUAAUUAGUGCAAUAAAGUAUUAUUGUAUUGUA
This is a messenger RNA of Plodia interpunctella (Indianmeal moth), 1455 nucleotides long. RefSeq names its product zinc finger protein GLI4-like. Bases 134 to 1225 code for a protein of 363 amino acids. The transcript has 3 exons. Lineage: Eukaryota; Metazoa; Arthropoda; Insecta; Lepidoptera; Pyralidae. Gene Ontology annotation, molecular function: DNA-binding transcription factor activity; RNA polymerase II cis-regulatory region sequence-specific DNA binding. Gene Ontology annotation, biological process: regulation of transcription by RNA polymerase II. The record is from RefSeq and is a predicted model, not a curated record.